AUGGCGAGCGAGACUGAGUACGUGACGUUGGUGUCUUCAGACGACUACUCGUUCGUGGUCCUGCGCUCUUCCGCCAUCAAAAGCCCCGCGAUCAAAAGGAUGUUGGAUCCAGCGUAUGGCUUUGCAGAGUCGAAGACCAACACCUGCCAUUUCGAGAACAUCAACGGCUUGGUCCUGGAGAAAGUGUGCGAAUACUUCUACUACUAUCAGAAGCACAAAGAUUCGAAAGACGUGGCAGACAUGGAUUUCCCGAUCGAGCUCAGUCUGGAGCUGGUCAUGGCUGCUGAUUACUUGGACAGUACGGUCCCCUUCGAAGAGAACUCAAAACGACGACAGGACAUGCUAAUCUGA
This is a messenger RNA of Saxophila tyrrhenica, 351 nucleotides long. RefSeq names its product elongin C (gene ELC1). Gene Ontology annotation, biological process: ubiquitin-dependent protein catabolic process. NCBI's taxonomy places the organism in Eukaryota, Fungi, Ascomycota, Dothideomycetes, Mycosphaerellales, Extremaceae. Gene Ontology annotation, cellular component: elongin complex. The transcript is spliced from 3 exons. Gene Ontology annotation, molecular function: protein-macromolecule adaptor activity. The record is from RefSeq and is a predicted model, not a curated record. Bases 1 to 351 code for a protein of 116 amino acids.